Oryza brachyantha (malo sina) is the source of this 2274-nucleotide messenger RNA. RefSeq lists its product as uncharacterized. The transcript has 10 exons. Bases 375 to 1937 code for a protein of 520 amino acids. The record is from RefSeq and is a predicted model, not a curated record. Lineage: Eukaryota; Viridiplantae; Streptophyta; Magnoliopsida; Poales; Poaceae. Gene Ontology annotation, biological process: protein ubiquitination; positive regulation of protein catabolic process. Gene Ontology annotation, molecular function: protein binding.
GAUAAACGAAUCGGGCAGGGAGCUCCUCUCUCUCUCUCCCCUACGCGGCAGGAACAGCCGGCCGCCGGCAAACUCCCCCCCUCCGCGCUCUCCCUUGCGGCGGCCCAGGACGGGCGCUGUCGUCCUUCAUCGUCACCGAUGAGCAUCCACCCACAUCCUGUUUUCUCUAUUCACGCACUUUUUUUCUCUUCUGGAAUCUGCAUCGUGAACCCUAGAUAGGUUCUCUUCUGGAUCUGGCUUAAAUUGCCCUAAUAAUAACCUCAAGGGAGAUUAACAACAAGUUCUUUUUGUUCCCAAAAGGUUUGGGGUUCAACUGAACCCCCCUGUCGCACGAUAGAUCCGCCCCUGUUGGUUCUACUCUACUGAUCCCGGAAAUGGACUCUCUCUCCGCUUUCAAGGAAGCCCUAUCCCGUUCGGCUACCGAGAAACCAGUAGUGGUGAGACCUCCCAAGUCUAUGAUGGAUAAAAUCCCAGAUGCUUUCCGCCAAGAUAUUAUUAAUAAAGGUAUAGAAGAAGGAGCAACAGUAGAUAACAUGGAUCCUUCUUGCCCUUUUCUAGUUCUCGAGAAAUUUGAUUGGCAUCUCGCCGCCAAGUGGAUGGAUCUAAAAGCUUAUUGGGUCGCCAAGUCCAUACCAAAUGAUAUAAUUAUCCCAGACCCUACUCCUGAGACGGUGCAAGAUGCCUUCGACCGUAUAUUUCCCCGCUUGCAGAUCCUCCUGUGGAAGGAUAAUGUCACGGGCUUCCUCGAGUUGUUCUCGAUUUCUAGUUCGGCCUUCACAUAUAAGUUUAGCAUCACCUCAGAAACCUUAACCUACAUGGUCAGGCUUAAUGCUUUGCGGUGUGCGAAAGUUGUAUUGGAGGGCAAGGCACCCGAGCUCUGCUAUAUGCAUGCCAAUCCAAACUGCAUGAACCUAUAUGGAUCUUUUCCACUCCAUGAAGCUACUGCACGGUGCUCUGUUGACAUGAUUAAGUUGCUCUUCCGCCAUGGUGCUUCAGCCAACGUACGAACGCUUGCUGAUGCCGGCAUUCAGGGACUACUCCCACUCCAUGUCGCAGUUGAGAACACUCGCUUGCAUAAGUAUCUGGUGGACAAUCUAUCUCCUAUGCAGUAUCAUGAGGAUUAUAUCUACAAGCUCAUUCAUCUGCUGUGCCUACCUGAGAUGAAGGUAUUCUUGGAUCCGAUUAGACUGCUUGCCAGAAAAACAGAUAAUCUAGUUGAUGAGCUCUGGAAUUAUAUGAAGAACGGCAAGCUUGCACAGACUGCAGUUUUAUUUCUGGCAGCCCAAAAAUGUAUGCGUAAGGGUAAACCUAAUGGGUUCUCUAUCAUCACACAUCGUAUAUUUGAAGACGUUUAUUCCUCACCGUGUGGUGAAGGUGACACUGUAGAGGCACCGAAGCAGUUGGAUGAAAGAAAAGCACUUUUGAACUGUAAAUGUCUGCUUUUUAAUAUAAUUUCGCAAGCUGGCGAGGUUCUUUAUAACUACAUUCAGGCACAUUCAGAGGUGCCCCAUGAGGAGGUCCUUGCACGUGUCUCAUCUAUUCUUAAGGAAUUUGGGUUUUGCCCUAAGGAAGGAUACGCUGACACCAUGAACCUGGGUCCUUGUGGCCACAAGAUGUCCCACUGGGGCAUAUUUCAGAAAGAGAAAAAGGCCGCAAGAAAAAAAACACUAAGAGUACAGGAUCCAACGUAUGCAAGGAGAGGUGUUUUCCCCUUAAGGAGAUCAGUAUUAGCAGAGCAGUUGCCAUCAAAAGCAGCAGGAGAUGGCAAGCCUUUGCUCGAUGGUGGACAGCACCGUAAUUAUUGGAGUAAUUCAAUGAGCAAUGAGUCUUGGAUUCCUAAUAACUAUAUUGGUUUCUUGGGAAGAAUUCAUCAACUGACAGGUAAUCAGUCGAGAAGGUACAGUGCUGCUGCCCUCAAAAUGCUAAGAAGGUGCUAAAGAUUGCAAAAAGGCUCGCGCAUUAUUUGGUUCCCUCAUGCUGAAUUGAAUCACGGAUAGAGCAAUGGUCCAGCAGAUAAGCUCCUUGCUUCGACACCUGAGGUCUCCGGUUCGUUCCCGUGGCAAGUCUCGGAUUCAUUUGUUUCCAUUUUUGCUGAUGUGCGCUAGCUACUACAUGUCUCAAUAACAAUGCGAUUUCUGUACCAUUUUUGCUGUUGUGCGCUAGCUACUGCAUAUCUCAAUAACAAUGAGAUCUCUAUACUUUGUUUAUACAAUAUUUCUUUUUUAUUUCUUUGCACAUACUAUUUUUUUAAAAAAAAUAUAUAUUUGUGCACAA